UUAGGCAUAGCAUGAUGGUAAAAUCGAUUGAGUUGUAAGGUAAUUUUAUGGAAACUACACCAAAUAAAGUACCUCUUAGCCCUCUCAUGCUCACUCUCUCUUGCCGAUGCUCUCGGAACUUGAGAGCUGGCCACCGAAAUUAAACCAAACCAAACCAACUUCGCCAUAUCAUUUCACCCUUAUCAAAUAUAAAAUACCUAAAUUACAACCACCAUCGCCGCCACCCACCUCCACAUACAACAACCCAAUGCCGCGACGUCAAACUUUCGCUACUAUAAUAAUCACCACCUCUAUUUUGAUCCCCUUCAUCUUGGCCAACCCAUUCCACCUCCCGAGACACGACGUUCAUAUCAAUCAUGUCGAAAAGGUGACUGCCAAAUCCAAUGCUAAUCCCCAUGCCAAUAACGUAGACGAUGCCGGGAAUGGCAUUGGAACAAGCAUUGGCGGGAUUGCAAAUGUCGCCGAUGACAUUGUCAAUGGCAUAGCCAACGCAUUGACACCGAACAGCGAAAACUACACAGAAUACCCGCCUCCCGCGCUAGCCCAAGAGUUCAUCAUGGUGCAUAAUGAGAUUCGAAAGGCUGAGAACGUGCCGCCCUUAGUAUGGAAUGAGACGUUGGCACAAUUCGCAGAGGAUUGGGCCAAGAAGCAGACCGAUUGCGGUAUGCGCCACUCGAAGGGCCAAUAUGGGGAGAACUUGUUCUGGGGUUUUAAGGCCCAUUGGUUGCCGAGAGAGGCAGUGGAGGAUUGGGCUCAUGAGAAGCAAUUUUACAAUAGAGAAAAGCGACAAUGCGCCCAAGACAAAGCUUGCGGCCACUACACGCAGAUUGUAUGGAAGACCACUCAACAAGUUGGGUGCACUCGGUUCAGAUGCUCCAACGGAAGUUUGCUCAUUAUUUGUGAAUAUGCUCCUCCUGGGAAUUAUGCCAAUGAGGACCCUUUUAAUCCAGGCUCUCCACUUUCUCCUCCUCCUACUCCUAGUGCUACUUCUCCACCAUCUUCGUCAUCACCGUCAUCGCCAUCGCCACCGCCGCCAACACCAACACCAACACCGCCAUUGCCACCGCCGCCACAACCAACACCAACACCUCCUCCACCGCCAAAACCAACACCACCAUCG
This is a messenger RNA of Prunus dulcis (almond), 1120 nucleotides long. RefSeq names its product repressed by EFG1 protein 1. The annotation marks the transcript as partial. The transcript has a single exon. NCBI's taxonomy places the organism in Eukaryota, Viridiplantae, Streptophyta, Magnoliopsida, Rosales, Rosaceae. Gene Ontology annotation, cellular component: extracellular region. The record is from RefSeq and is a predicted model, not a curated record.